Messenger RNA from Pneumocystis jirovecii RU7, 969 nucleotides. RefSeq lists its product as uncharacterized. Lineage: Eukaryota; Fungi; Ascomycota; Pneumocystomycetes; Pneumocystales; Pneumocystaceae. Bases 1 to 969 code for a protein of 322 amino acids. Gene Ontology annotation, cellular component: cyclin-dependent protein kinase holoenzyme complex; nucleus. The record is from RefSeq and is a predicted model, not a curated record. The transcript is spliced from 3 exons. Gene Ontology annotation, molecular function: cyclin-dependent protein serine/threonine kinase regulator activity; protein kinase binding. Gene Ontology annotation, biological process: regulation of cyclin-dependent protein serine/threonine kinase activity.
AUGAAGAAGCUUGCUAAUGAACAAGGGCCAAGGAUCAGAAAAAUAUCAAAAAAUACAGUAGAGUAUCAAAAAAUAGAGAAAUACCAAGAAGUAUUAGAAAAUAUUGGGGAAAAGAUGCUUGACAGACAAGCACUGGGAGAGUUUAUUAAGCAGCCAGUUAAAUGGGAGAUGAUUGUAUAUUUGGCAGAAAAAGCAAGCAAAGUGCUACAGUGUGUAUCGGCAAUAGAUAGAAGAAUAGGGGGAAGGUAUAAUGGAAAUAUGGGAUAUAAGAAUUUUCCGACUCUAGAACACUUUAUAUCGAAUCUUUGUGAGCAGUCAAAUGUACAGGUGCCAACAUUGAUGUCGGUUCUUGUAUAUCUUGAAAGAUUACGGUGUAAGCUUCCACGGGUGGCAAAAGGGAUGAUAUGUACAUGUCAUCGUAUUUUCCUUGCAUCACUUAUUUUGGCUGCAAAAUAUUUGAAUGAUUCAUCACCAAAAAAUAAGCACUGGGCAAAAUAUACAAAUAACCUUUUUUCAUUAACGGAAGUGAACCUUAUGGAGAAACAGCUUUUGACGCUUUUGGAUUGGGAUCUUUCGAUUACUAUACAAGACCUAUAUAAGGUUUUGGCGCCUUUUUUAACGCCUAUAAAGCAUACAAUAAUGGCCUGGCAAACGACUCGGUCGGAACAAUAUAUGUCAUCACCUUUACCUUACUUUAUGUAUUCUUCUACGGGUUGUACUCCACCGAAAUCACCAAUAUGGACUAAAAGGUUAUCAUUAAUGAGCUCUCCUGCUAUGAUGCCAUCUCUUUCAUCAUCAUCCACUGUUUCCAGUUUAGCAGAAAGUCCAGACGAGUCUUUUGCAUCUGUCUCCAAUAUGCAGACCUCUUUGAAAAACUCCAGAAGACAGCUUUAUUAUCAAUAUUUAAAGGAGCAGGACUUUAAUCCUUACAAAAGUUAUAUGUUGUCAUCACCUACGUAUUAUUUGUGA